This is a messenger RNA of Amyelois transitella, 1090 nucleotides long. RefSeq names its product nitric oxide synthase-interacting protein homolog. Gene Ontology annotation, cellular component: nucleus. NCBI's taxonomy places the organism in Eukaryota, Metazoa, Arthropoda, Insecta, Lepidoptera, Pyralidae. Gene Ontology annotation, molecular function: ubiquitin protein ligase activity. The record is from RefSeq and is a predicted model, not a curated record. The coding region runs from base 147 to 1025 and encodes 292 amino acids. The transcript has 2 exons.
UCGACAGCUGCAUUUGGUGUGUGACCAGUGUGACGUGUAUUUCUUUGUUCUUUUUGGCUGUGUUUUUGUUAUUCUGUUGUGGUUGCGAGUUCCUUCUGUGAUUUUAUUGCGAUCAAUAAAUUUUCUAUGAAAGCUAGGUAAUCAAAAUGACUAGACAUGCACGGAAUUGUACUGCGGGAGCUGUAUAUACUUAUCACGAAAAGAAAAAAGACGCAGCAGCAUCUGGCUAUGGGACUCAAAGCGAAAGAGUAGGUAAGGAUUCCGUUAAAAGUUUCGACUGUUGCAGCCUCACAUUACAACCUUGUAGAAAUCCAGUGGUCACAAAAGAAGGUUACCUAUUCGAUAAAGAAGCGAUACUAGAAUAUGUAAUUACAAAAAAGACAGAAUACACUCGCAAAAUGAAGCAGUAUGAAAAGCAGCUGAAAAGAGAGGAGUCUGAGAAAGCCGAGUUGGCGGCGGCAGAAAGAGAAGCUAAACUGAUUAAGUUUAUGAACAGGGAGAAAAAUAUAACUAACACAAAUAACAAAGGCUCGGAAAGUGGUGCAUCUACAUCAAGCUCAAUCUCAAAUUUAGCAAAUGGGAAAGACAAGGCACUUCCUAGUUUUUGGGUUCCAUCACAGCUACCAGAUGCUAAGAUAUCAAAAGUUGAGAAGCCAGAUCCAACUGUUUACUGCCCAAUAAGUGGGAAACCAUUGAAGAUGAAGGACCUUAUUGAGGUAAAGUGGACUCUGGUUAACGAUCCUGAUGACAAAAAAUCUCUAAUUGCAAAAGAAAAUCGGUACAUGUGCCCGGUGACACAUGACAUCUUAAAUAAUGCUGUGCCUUGUGCAGUUAUCAGGACAACUGGCCAUGUAGUCACAAUGGAGUGUGUUGAGAAAAUCAUCAAGAAAGACUGGCUGCAUCCGCUCACUGGAGAGAAGCUGAAGGAGAAAGACAUCAUACCUUUGCAGAGGGGGGGCACUGGGUACGCCCUCACUAAUCAGAACUUGCAAGGAAAGAACGAGAGGCCGGUUCUACAAGCGUAGUUGUAUUUUGUAUACAAUAUUUUAAUUUAAUUUUAUAAUAGUUUAAUAAAUGUAAAUAAGUCAUU